This is a messenger RNA of Cuscuta epithymum, 1574 nucleotides long. The record is from the annotation of a GenBank genome assembly. NCBI's taxonomy places the organism in Eukaryota, Viridiplantae, Streptophyta, Magnoliopsida, Solanales, Convolvulaceae.
UGGAGGUCAUAUGCCAAGACGCCCAAGACUCCCUUGAACCGUAAAAGUCCUAAUGGCGACCACCGUCUUCAUCUCCACCGCCACACUCCGCCGUCUCAUCACGCACGACUCCCUCAUCCGCCAUCUCCAGCCCACCCUUCCCGCCGAUAUCAGAUCCCCACUCCGCACCUCUCACGACACCAGCUCUUCAUCCUCCCUCCUCCUCAUGCCCUCCUGGUCCCACUCCCCCUCCCUCCCCUACGUCGGCGUCAAGCUAGUCACCUACCAUCCCAACAACUCCGCCCUCAGCUUACCCGGAAUCCACGCCACUUACGCGCUCUUCAGCUCCCUCACCGGCCAAACCCUAGCCACCAUGGACGCCACCGAGCUAACCCUCUACCGCACUUCCUGCAUCUCCGCUCUGGCUUCAAAUUACCUAUCCAGGGAAAACUCCGAGAUGCUCGCGAUGAUCGGCGCCGGCGCUUUAGCCCCGCAUCUGAUCAGGGCGCAUUUGACCGUGCGGCCGGGGUUGAAGAGGGUGAUAAUCUGGAACAGAACUGUGGAAAGGGCGGAAUCUCUUGUUGAGAAAUUGAGAAGCGAAAUCGGAUUCGAAGGAUUGAUUCUCGAGAGCAGUGGAUGUUUGGAGGAGGCGGUGGGGCUGGGAGAUAUAGUGAGCUGCGCGACGAACUCGGAGACGCCAUUGGUGAAGGGGAAGGAGCUGAAGGUGGGGGCGCAUUUGGAUAUGGUGGGAUCCUUCAAGCCAUCAAUGAAGGAGUGUGAUGAUGAGGCAAUUAGGCGGGGAAGAGUGUUCAUUGAUAAUGAAGCGGCGGUGGAAGAGUCCGGGGAGAUAGUCGGGGCGUUGGAGAGAGGUGUGAUAACCAGGGAGGGCAUAGUUGGGAAUUUGGUAGAGCUGAUCAAUGGGGAAAAGAGUGGGAGAAGGAAUGAGGAUGAAAUUACUGUGUUCAAAUCUGUUGGUUCUGCUGCUGUUGAUCUUCUUUCUGCCCAGUUUGUCUAUGAGAGUUUCAUCAAUAGCCAUAUUCAGUAAUAUUUGUUGCAAACAUUUUGUUUGUGUCUACUAUGGGAAAGUGGCAAACUUGAUGUUGUUUAAUAGGGGGUUCUGUCCUCCCUUCCUGAAGUCCUUUAUUUCCUUUUUUGGUAGAAGGUAAACAUAUAUAGAUGGUUUCAAAAUUGUUCUUGCAUCAUUGGAAUUUGGAGGGGCAUUUCCCACUCGAACUUGAGUAAAAAUAAGCUUUCACUUAAGAACAGGUGCACUUUCGCAUAUCACCUUCUUCAGCAACCUGGGAUAAGCUAAGGUUUCAAAGAGGAUAAAUAAUGAAAAGCACCUGAUAAGCGUCUGAUCCGAAAGAUUACUCCUUGAUCCAGAAUGAACUCAGUUUUAACUUUUCCUACUGUACAACAUGUAGUCAUUCAGACAACUUUUCUUCUUAAUCUUGCUCCCCUAUAUUGAAUUGGUUCAUACACAAUUUGACCAUAUGCAGCUAAUGUCUAACUCCUAUAUUCUGGAUAAACUAUAUUGCAAGAGUUGUAAUUAGACACUACAAUAGAUAUUAUGUGUGUUACACCUCAAAUCCUCG